Molecule: messenger RNA, 1134 nt
Organism: Tetrahymena thermophila SB210
Lineage: Eukaryota; Ciliophora; Oligohymenophorea; Hymenostomatida; Tetrahymenidae
Product: tetratricopeptide repeat protein
Exons: 1
Molecular function (GO): protein binding
Source: RefSeq, a predicted model, not a curated record
AUGAAUUGCUUUAAUUUCGAUGAAGAUAUGCACGUUUUUCAAGUAAACUAGAAGAUAGAGGUCUUAAAAUGUCCUUUGUAAACCAUCAAGCAGUAAAUAGACAAUAAGCUUAAAGAAAAUCCAAACGAUUUAUAUAGUUUAGCCAUAAAAUGCUAAAUAGAAUAUGAAUAUAAUUUAAAUUACAGAAAUGCAUUAGAAAUAAUAAAAUUAAUUUUAAAGUAAGACAAGAACAAUGUAGAUGCAAGAUUAGACUUAGUUUCGAUUAUGUUUAAGUUCAAAUUGAAGUAGAUCAGAGAAUGUUUUAGCUUAAUUGAUGAAUGUUUGCAGAUUGCGAAUUAAUAUUGGAGAACAAAUUAUAUUAAGAGUGUCAUUCUAUCAGAAAAUGUGGAUUUGAACGAUUCAAUUUUUGUUUUGAAAAAACUAUAUGAAUAAGAACCAUAAAAUAUAUUUAUAUUGUGUAGACUUUCAUAAUUUCUAUCUGAAGAUCCAUUAACUUAAAAUGAAUCCUUAAAACUGUUGAAUAAAGCUAAAUCAAUUGGAAUUUAUGAUUAUGAUAUUCUAAGAAGAAUUUCAUACUCUGAAUUUAGCUUAAAGAAUUAUGAAAUUACUAAAAAACUACUUUAAAGGGCUAUUCAGCUAAACCCAAAUUCAUCUAUUUGCUAUGAAAAUUUAGCUUAUCAUGAAUAUAAAGUAUUAAAUGACCUAUAAAAAAGUGAAGAACUAUACUUGAAAUCCAUCGAACUUGACAACUUUGUUUAUGAAUCUCAUACAUAGCUAGCUUAUAUAAACUUAAAUAAAAAGAACAUUGAAGAUGCAGUUAAAUAUUUUAAGAAGUGUAUUUAAAUUAAAAGUGAUCGCUCACCUACUCCUUAUUCAGAGUUAGCAGUCAUUUACAGCAACGAUAUAAAAGAUAAUGAUAAAUCCUACUAUUAUUUACAAAAAGGUUUAUAAUAAUUUAAAAAUUGCCCUUAUAUGAAUUUAAUAGCAGUUAUGUAAAGAUAAGAUGAACCCUUUAGGUAGACAUACAAAGAUCUUGAAGAAGAUGAGCAUAGUGCCUAUAUUACAUUAAACUAAUCAAAUAAAAAAAAUAUAGACUAUACAUGUAUGUUAUCUAUUUUAGCAUUGCUGUAUUGA